This is a messenger RNA of Meloidogyne enterolobii, 494 nucleotides long. NCBI's taxonomy places the organism in Eukaryota, Metazoa, Nematoda, Chromadorea, Rhabditida, Meloidogynidae. The record is from the annotation of a GenBank genome assembly.
GACAUUCGGGAUGCUGCUAAUUUUCAGUGUUUAACUAGUGUUGUAUUUAUGUUUUUUGCUAGUUUUGUUCCAGCAAUAUCAUUUGGCGGUUUAAUGGGGACUUACACUGAUGAAACAAUGGGAACAAUCGAAACUUUAUUUGCCCAAUGCAUUUGUGGAGUUAUUUGGGGGUUAUUCUCUGCACAACCUCUUCUCAUUAUGAGUGCUACAGGCCCUGUACUUAUUUUUGAAGCUAGUCUUUACAAUUUUUGUGCAGCAUUACAUUUGGACUUUUUGAGUGUUAGAUUUUAUGCUGGCCUUUUUAUUUUUCUUAUAGCAACUUGCAUUUCGGCAUUAGACGGUGCUCGUCUUUUAGUUUACGUUACUCGAUUUACUGAAGGUAAAUGGAAGGGAAAAAAUUUAAAAAUUAAUUUUUAAAAUUUUUCUUUUAGACAUUUUCGCCACUUUAAUUUCUGCUAUUUUUAUUGCUGAAAGUUUGCAUUUUGUUUGGCAUA